GGCUCCAAGCCGUGCCAUGGGAUUGGUUAGCGGCAACACCACAUGCGGCGACGACCGUCCGUCUCCCUCUCCUCUUCGCCCUUGUAUAGAAAACUAUCACCGCCAGUGUUCAACCAUAUCCCUCCGUAACUCCGUUGUCACUGAACAAGCCGCUUCUCUGCAACUCCUACUCGUUCCUGUCUUUCUUUCCCAAGGGUUUCUAGGAAGACCAGCAUGAAUUCAUCUAUUUCAGCUAUGUUCAGAUUCUUCCCUGACCAUGCCUUCAACUUAAUGAAAACCCAUUAUUCUCGCAGCCUUCUUCUGGCAUUUAGUCCAGUUUUUCGUCAUUUUUUGUCAUCGGGCAGUCAUCUGCUUUUUAUUUUUCUCCUGAUAUCAGAUUGGUUCUUUCGACGGCAAACGAAGGCAGUUUCGUCGAAUGGUUCUGGUGUUUUCCUGAAACUCAGCGUCGCUUGUGCCUUGGCUUUGUGUGCUUUUUUUGGUUUCUUGGCCGGUUUCAACUGUUUGAACUAUUGGGAUGGGGGUUCUCUUGAAUUCAUCAGCACCCAAGUCGACUUUUUAGUGCAACUUGCUUCCUGGUGUGCUGUUUAUGUGGCUUUGAAGCACAGGGUAAGUGAGAGAAGAUUCCCAAUGUUGUUGAGAGUAUGGUGGACGGUGUUCUUCAUCAUCUCUUUGUAUGGUUCUGGUGUUCAUUUGUUCAAUUUUGAGAGAGAUGAGCACGUUGAUCAUUAUGCUUGGGUUGAUUAUGUUUCAACCAUCAUAGGCCUUCUCCUCUGUUAUAUUUCUAUAUUUGGUGAAACCGGGAUCAAGGAAGGGGAGGACGAAAGCCCCCUAAGUGAACCUCUACUGAAUGGAUUUACAGAGAAGAAAGAUGUUGGUGAGAACGCUUCACAUUAUGCAAAUGCAAGCCUUUUCAGUAUACUGACCUUUUCUUGGAUUGGUCCUCUGCUUUCUCUUGGCAACCAAAAAACAUUGGACCUAAAAGACGUGCCCAAGCUGGGUAAGAAUGACAGUGCAAAAUUCAUCUUUUCUGCUUUCAGAGAUGGACUAAGUGAUGCAAGAACUGUAGAGAAUUUUGGGACUCUUGAUUUGGUGAAGUCAUUGUUCUUCACUGUGUGGAAAGAGGUUCUUUCGACUGCACUUCUUUGCUUACUGUACAACUGUGCGUCACUUGUUGGCCCUUACCUCAUCGACUCUUUGGUGCAAUACCUCAAUGGCGAACACAGAAAUGCAAGUGAGGGCUAUGUCCUAGUUUCUGUGUUCGUCGCUGCGAAGGUGAUUGAGUGCUUCUCACAGCGACACUGGUUUUUCUGGUUACAGAAAGUUGGUAUUAGAAACAGGGCAGCUUUGGACGCCAUGAUAUAUAUGAAAGGCCUUUCACUCUCGACCCAAGCUCGGCAAGGGCGUACAUCUGGCGAGAUUAUCAAUCUUAUGAGCGUGGAUGCCGAGAGAGUUGGAGAAUUCGGUUGGUAUAUGCAUGAUAUCUGGAUGGUGCCUAUUCAAGUAGCUCUCGCACUGGUCAUCUUGUACAAGGACUUGGGUCUUGCUUCAAUUGCUGCCUUAUUGGCUACUGUUGCUAUUAUGAUGGCCAAUCUCCCUUUGGGGAAAUUGCAGGAAGGCUUUCAAGAUAAGAUCAUGGAGUCGAAGGACGAGAGAAUGAAGGCAACAUCGGAGAUCCUGAGGAACAUGAGGAUACUAAAACUUCAAGGUUGGGAGAUGAGAUUUCUGCAGAAAAUUAUGGAGUUAAGAAAGAAAGAAACAUUUUGGUUGAAGAAGAGUUUGUACACGUCUGCCAUGGUAACCUUUUCUUUCUGGGGAGCUCCCACUUUUAUAUCAGUUGUCUCAUUUGGAGCUUGUGUUCUGCUGGGGAUACCACUUAAGGCUGGGAGAAUUCUCUCUGCACUUGCAACUUUCAGGGUGCUCCAGGAGCCUAUAUGUCAGCUGCCCGACACAAUUUCAGUUGUCGUUCAGACGAAGGUUUCUCUUGACAGGAUCGCUUCGUUUCUUCGUCUGGAGGAAAUCCAGAGGGAUGCAAUUGAAAAAUCUGCAAAUGAUCCUUCUGCAAUGGCAGUUGAAAUUUGUGAUGGUGUCUUUUCUUGGGAUCCUUCUUCAGUGAGUCCCACUCUAAAGGACCUGAAUUUGCGUGUUCAUCACGGCAUGAAAGUUGCCGUCUGUGGGACCGUUGGCUCGGGCAAGUCAAGCUUUCUUUCCUGCAUCUUGGGUGAAGUUCCUAAGGUGUCCGGAAGGAUCAGAUUGAGUGGCAAAACAGCUUAUGUUGCUCAGUCACCGUGGAUACAGAGUGGCACUAUAGAAGACAACAUCCUUUUUGGUAGUAGUAAAGACGGAGGGAAGUAUGACCAAGUGCUUGAGGUAUGUGCUCUGAAAAAGGACCUAGAAGUGCUUCCCUUUGGUGAUCAAACUGUUAUUGGAGAAAGGGGAAUCAAUUUAAGUGGGGGCCAGAAACAGAGAAUACAGAUUGCUCGGGCUAUAUACCAGGACGCUGAUAUUUACCUGUUCGAUGAUCCUUUUAGUGCUGUUGAUGCUCACACUGGAACCCAUCUCUUUCAGGAGUGCUUGCUUGAAUUUCUGAAUUCAAAAACUGUCCUCUAUGUGACACAUCAGGUUGAGUUUUUACCUGCUGCGGAUCUGAUCCUGGUUAUGAAGGAUGGUAAGAUAACGCAAGCAGGAACUUAUGCCAGCAUUCUAACUUCAGGAACUGAUUUUGAAGAACUGGUUGGUGCACACAAGCAAGCUCUGUCAGCCGUUGAAGCGAUUAAAUCCAAAACUGAGCCACAAAUAAAAGAGGAACAUGGUUCAAGCAUGACAUAUGCAGAUGCUUCCGGAGCCAAUCAGAAUGGCCAACAUGCCAAAACAGUAGAAAGCGAGGAAUCAGAUAAUCAAAAGGAAGCAGUGGUUAGAUCUGAGGAGAAGAAGGGACAGCUUGUUGAGGAAGAAGAAAGAGAAAAAGGCAGUGUUGGCUUUUCAGUUUAUUGGGAGUACAUGAAGUCAGCAUAUGGUGGGGCUUUAGUUCCAUUUAUUCUAUUGUCGCAAGUUCUAUUUCAGCUUUUUCAGAUUGGGAGCAACUAUUGGAUGGCAUGGGCAACUCCUGUUUCUGAAGAUGAGCAAUCUCAAGUGAGCACCUUCACUGUUAUUCUUGUCUAUGUUGCCUUGGCAUUAGCGAGCUCCGUUUGCGUGCUUUCAAGGGUUACUCUCCUUGUAACAGCUGGCUAUAAGGCGGCAAUUGUACUCUUUGAGAAGAUGCAUAAUUGUAUCUUCCGAGCUCCUAUGUCAUUCUUUGAUGCUACCCCAACCGGCCGCAUGAUUAACAGGGCAUCAACAGAUCAAAGUACGGUUGAUACAUCCAUUCUUUUCCACCUGGGCUCGUCUGCCUUCUCCAUCAUACAACUGCUUGGUAUUAUUGCUGUAAUGUCACAGGUUGCAUGGCAAAUUUUCAUUAUUUUCAUCCCUGUGAUUGCAGUGUGCCUUUGGCUACAGCAAUAUUAUAUACCAGCUGCUCGGGAACUUUCUCGAUUGGGUGGAGUCUGCGCAGCUCCUCUCAUUCAGCAUUUCGCAGAGACAUUGGCAGGAUCAGCCACUAUUAGGAGUUUUGACCAGGAAUCGAGAUUCAUAGAGACAAACUUUGUGCUCGUGGACCAGAUUUCUAGACCCAAAUUCCAUAUUGCUGGUGCAAUGGAGUGGCUGUGCUUCCGCUUGGAAUUAUUAUCUGCAUGUAUAUUUGCUUUUUCCUUGAUUUUUUUGAUCCUUCUGCCAAAGGGUGUAAUUAGCCCAGGCAUCGCUGGUUUAUCAGUGACAUAUGGACUAAACUUAAAUAUGCUGCAAAUGUGGGUUGUGUGGAACUUGUGCAUUCUUGAGACGAAAAUCAUUUCCGUUGAAAGAAUACUUCAGUAUACGCGCAUUCCUAGUGAACCACCUCUUGUUAUAGAGACAAAUAGGCCAAGUACAAGUUGGCCGUCUCAUGGCGAGAUAGCUGUUCGUGAUCUGCAGGUCCGCUAUGCCCCACAUCUGCCUCUUGUUUUGAGAGGUCUUACAUGCACAUUGAACGGAGGAAGCAAGAUUGGUGUUGUUGGAAGAACAGGGAGUGGAAAAUCUACACUUGUGCAAACACUCUUUCGUAUUAUUGAUCCUUCAGGUGGCCAUAUUAUGAUCGAUGGAGUUGACAUCUAUACUAUUGGGUUGCAUGAUUUAAGAUCCAGAUUAAGCAUCAUCCCGCAAGAUCCAACUAUGUUUGAGGGAACCAUCCGAAGCAAUCUUGAUCCCCUGGAAGAUUACUUGGACCAAGAAAUAUGGGAGGCGUUAGAAAGAUGCCAACUUGGAGAUAUAGUAAGGCAGAAGGAAGGCAAACUGGUUUCCAUAGUCGCUGAGAAUGGGGAGAAUUGGAGCGUGGGACAGAGGCAGCUAGUGUGUUUAGGGAGAGUUCUAUUAAAAAGGAGCAAAGUUUUGGUGCUGGAUGAAGCAACAGCAUCAGUUGACACUGCAACUGAUAUCCUGAUUCAGCAGACGCUCAGGCAGGAGUUCCCAGAUUGUACUGUUAUUACAAUUGCACACCGUAUAGCAUCAGUGCUAGACAGUGAUAUGGUGCUACUUCUUGAUAAUGGGAAAAUUGCAGAGUAUGACUCCCCAACCAAAUUAUUGGAGGAUGGUUCUUCUGCAUUUGCACGGCUUGUCACUGAAUACACGAUGAGAUCAAGUAGGAGCACCAACAAACUGAAUCAGCUUUGAAAAACUUCUGGUCAAACGCACUGAUUAGUAGUAACAAGGAAUGAAUGCUCUAAGGAUUCGACGAUGGCAUUUGUCUACGUCAUUGGCGAGCUGCACAAUGCUUGCCUGAUAUGGAAGUAAGAUGUGAAACCUACUCACUAUUAUUUAGAGAAUUUCCAAGAUUAAACUCUUA
Molecule: messenger RNA, 4909 nt
Organism: Nymphaea colorata (pocket water lily)
Lineage: Eukaryota; Viridiplantae; Streptophyta; Magnoliopsida; Nymphaeales; Nymphaeaceae
Product: ABC transporter C family member 3-like
Exons: 10
Coding region: 214-4737 (1507 amino acids)
Biological process (GO): transmembrane transport
Cellular component (GO): plant-type vacuole; vacuolar membrane
Molecular function (GO): ATP hydrolysis activity; ATP binding; ABC-type transporter activity
Source: RefSeq, a predicted model, not a curated record